AUGUCACAGUCAACCGCAUGUCAGUCCUCCCAGUACAAAGCUAUUCAGAACCUCUAUGCUGACUUAGUUCAAGCUAUCUAUCCAGAACUGCAAAUCAUUAUGGCCAAAGCAUUCAGCAAGAAUAUAAUUGGACAAGAACUAUUGGAUUUAUCCAAUGAAUCGAGUAUUACAACUAAUAACAAAGCUAAAAUUUUCAUGUCUGCUAUUGUUUCUCGAAUAAAUCUCGACAGUAAUGCUUUCGAUGUAUUCCUGAGUCUGUUGAAAGAAGUGGAAUCAUUAGGGUACAUGAUUGAACGUUUAAAACAAGAAGUGGCUAACCUUCAGCGUGGUGGUCAGUUAGCUCAUAACACUUCUGUCCAGACUACUGCACAAAUGCCUAAGCUUGAUGUCCAUGAGGAACCGAACAUCAAAACUAAUGAUGAUAAGGAUUUAACGGAAGAUGUGGUCAAUACUAGAUCUAAGCAAGAAGUCCAUGACUUGCGGCAGAGAGAACAAGAGACUGCCUUAAAGAGAAGAUUCUUCUUGUGUGGGUGUUAUUACACAGUACUUCUACUUACGACUGUUUUUAUGAGCGUUGUCGGGGCUGUUGGAAUUGGAUUAGGAGCACAUAUGAUUGUUGAUGGGAAUGACUGCACAGUAAUGACUCAAUUUAAUGGACGGCUGGCUGGCAGUUUGGGUUUUCAAGGCAGCGUAUUUGUGCUAGUAAUUGGAAUUGCUCUCCAGUUAGGGGCCAUGUUUUCAGCUCUACUGACACCUUAUUAUUGUUGUAGAUUGUUUGGAAAGUGUCAACAUCGAGGAUGGAGAGUUCCGUUAUGUAUUGGUGCUCCGUUGGGAAUUUGUGGUUUAAUCACUGCUCUCCCUACUUUAGGUUACUCUAUUUUUAUUGGUGUGUCUUUUUACCCACUUACACAGCAGGAGUUUGAAGUUGCUGAUUGUCUUAGAAUUCGUUACUACUCAAUUUUUAUAUUCCUAGUUAUCACACAUGUCGUGUCCUUGUGCAUUACAUUUGCACUUUUUGUCAGUUGCGUUACUUUUUCUAUUUACGCUUAUAUUAAAUGCACUAUCUUCGGUCCUAUAUAUAGAAUAACUCAUUUUUGAGUUGAUUGAUUAUAUUCAUGUGACUUGAUA
Halichondria panicea is the source of this 1128-nucleotide messenger RNA. RefSeq lists its product as uncharacterized. The transcript is spliced from 5 exons. Bases 1 to 1098 code for a protein of 365 amino acids. The record is from RefSeq and is a predicted model, not a curated record. NCBI's taxonomy places the organism in Eukaryota, Metazoa, Porifera, Demospongiae, Suberitida, Halichondriidae.